AUGGCCGGCGAAAUUCCGCCGCCGCUCCCUCCGAUCCCUCCCUCCGCUCAAUCAGCAGCCCCUCCCUCCCUCCGCUCCACUUCUCCCACCAUGGCCAAGCUCACGCCGUCCCAUCAGCAGCAGAUCGGAGAGGAGGUCCCGGCGGCCGGCGAUGUUCUUGGGGAUCCUCAACUGCAGGUCGGUGGGGAGCCAAAGAUGUCCAGCGAAAUUCAUGGGAAGCCGCCGAAGAAGAUCCGCAAGAAGAAGUCCAUUGAUGCAUGUGGGGAGCUGCAGUGGGCCAGCGACGUCCGUGACAGUAACGAGGUUCCCACGUCACUUCCAUUAUCAAAGAAGAGCGCCAAGAAGGUUACAAUAAAAAAUUCAGAUAAAAGUCCAACUGCAGGGACCAAAAGACCACUUUCAGAGGCUAGUGGUAGCUCAAGAGCAAAAAAGGCUGCCAAAUUGAUUAAUGCCAAGGUUGAAAUGACUCAACCGCAAAACAAGUCUAAGCCCGUAAGAAAAGUUGCUCCAAUCGUAUCUAGAUCUCCUAUGAUAAAUAGGAUGGCAAGACAAAGGGCGCAAUCACAUGGAAGUCCAAAUUUGCAUGCAAUAUCUCCCACUGUAGCCGCGACUUUGAAGCUCCCUUCUUUGCAUGAUCUAUCACCUACUGCUACAAAUGGCACAGCAGCAUUUAUGCAUGAUCUAUCACCUACUGCUACAAAUGGUACCCCAGCAUCUAUGCAUGAUCCAUCACCCACUCCUACAAAUGGCUCCAAACGCAGGCCACGCAAGCUUACCUCUAAAAUAUGGAAGGAUGCUGAGCCAAUAUAUGUCGGGGGAUUAUUAAUGCAAGGCCGAUGCAAGUAUUGCGACAAUGUAUUUCCAGCUUCAAAGGUAUCAGGUACCAGCCAACUUGGUAGACAUUUGAAGAUAUGUGAGGUGAAAGAUUCAAUGGAUGGUGUGAUUAAGCAAAUCAAAACUUCCUAUGAAAUAGACCCUGAUUGGAAAUUUGAUCAAGAAGCUGCCAGAAUUGAGCUUGUCAAUCUAGUUGUCUUGCAUGUGCUCCCGUUUACAUUUGUUGAGUAUGCUGGUUUUAGGAAGUUUUGUGCAUCAUUGAAUCCAUGGUUCAAGUCAGUCAAUAGAGUAACUAUCCAAAGUGAUUGCAUGGAAGCUUACCAUCAGUUUAGAGAUGUAAGGGAGACUGGAGCGGUGAGGACCGUGACACCACUGCCAAGAGAGGGAGGCUUGCUGGGCACCCACCACGCCGUACUAGUGGUCGUGCCUCUCAGCUCGCUGGUGGCAGCUCAGCUAGGGGCCGCACUAAGACAUCUGCCAAUAAGAGGAAAGAUAAACAUGCAGCACAGGAUGGUGAUGAGCUGCUCAUCAACCAUGUUGUGCCCGCACCUCUCAAUACUCAAGGUGAGCGGGUCAGGAUGGAUGCUUUCAAGGUACCUGCCCAAGGUGAUAGACAAGAUGUUCCUGAGAUGA
Messenger RNA from Lolium rigidum, 1467 nucleotides. RefSeq lists its product as uncharacterized. NCBI's taxonomy places the organism in Eukaryota, Viridiplantae, Streptophyta, Magnoliopsida, Poales, Poaceae. The transcript is spliced from 7 exons. Bases 1 to 1467 code for a protein of 488 amino acids. The record is from RefSeq and is a predicted model, not a curated record. Gene Ontology annotation, molecular function: DNA binding.